Linum tenue is the source of this 534-nucleotide messenger RNA. Lineage: Eukaryota; Viridiplantae; Streptophyta; Magnoliopsida; Malpighiales; Linaceae. The record is from the annotation of a GenBank genome assembly.
AUGCCAGAAGCAAGCCAAUAUCAAGAUGAAUUCAUAAUAAGCAAUAGCAGCAACAACGAGUGGUUGAACCUCAGCCUAGGUGGGGGAAGCUGUAACUCAGCAACUACAGGGUGCGAUUCAUCACAAGGAAGAGUUAAACCACACGGAAAGGUUUUCUCAUGCAACUUCUGCAGAAGGAAGUUCUUCAGUUCACAGGCACUUGGAGGUCACCAGAAUGCACACAAGCGGGAAAGAGGCACAGUGAGAAGAUAUCAGUCACAAAGGAUGAUGGUUAUGAUGGGUUUACCUACUAUGCAUACUAGUCUUCCAGUCGGCAGAUCCCUCGGAGUCCAACCACAUGCCCUGGUUCACAAGCCAACUAGAGAUAUGAUCUCUACCACCCCGAGAUUUGCUGAGCUCGAUAAAGGGUUUGGAUCGACUUGCAAGCCCUUCUCCCUUGAAGGUACGGUGGAGUUGACGUGGCCAGGCAGCUUUCGCUUGGAUCCAAAACUACCAGAGACGACCCUCGACCUUGACUUAAACCUCAAACUCUGA